Rana temporaria (common frog) is the source of this 1518-nucleotide messenger RNA. RefSeq names its product zinc finger protein OZF-like. The annotation marks the transcript as partial. Gene Ontology annotation, biological process: central nervous system development; regulation of transcription by RNA polymerase II. NCBI's taxonomy places the organism in Eukaryota, Metazoa, Chordata, Amphibia, Anura, Ranidae. The record is from RefSeq and is a predicted model, not a curated record. Gene Ontology annotation, molecular function: DNA-binding transcription factor activity, RNA polymerase II-specific; RNA polymerase II cis-regulatory region sequence-specific DNA binding. Gene Ontology annotation, cellular component: nucleus. The transcript is spliced from 4 exons.
AUGGGGCUCAGGAUUAGUUCAGCAGUAGAACUCCAGCAGUCCGAAGACUUCAUCAUCCGCACUGUGCAAUAUGAACCUUAUAAUAGGGAGAGUGACUGUAUCCUAAAUGAGAGGUCAAUUCCCACUGAUAGUGCUCUGAAAAACUUCACCCAUUCCUUCAUCACAAUGGCCUUGUCACCAAAACUCUUCCAAGUGAGGAUAGCUGAGUCGGAAAGGUUACAGAUAAAGUUUGCAGGAACAAGGAAACAAAGGAGGGACGGUGCCGGACCAUCGUAUUCCUCUUAUCCUGAGGAACCUCAGACUGUGAGGGACGGUGCCGUCCUUCCUACAGAUAAAAGGUUUUGCUGUACUGAGUGUGGGAAGUGUUUCCAUUCUAAAUCCCAUCUUAAUAGGCAUAAAAAAUCGCACACAGGGGAGAAACCUUAUUCCUGUCCUGAGUGCGGAAAAUGUUUUUCACAAACGUCCACUCUUUACAGACAUCAGAGAUCUCACACUGGAGAGAAAAUGUAUUCCUGUCCUGAGUGCGGGAAAUGUUUUUCACAGAAGUCCAAUCUUUACUCACAUCAGAGAUCUCACACAGGGGAGAAGCCAUGUUCCUGUCCUGAGUGUGGGAAAUGUUUUUUAAGGAAGUCUCAUCUUUACAGACAUCAGAGAUCUCACACGGGGGAGAAGCCGUAUUCCUGUCCUGAGUGCGGGAAAUGUUUUUCAGACAAGUCCAGUCUCUACAUACAUCAGAAAUCGCACACAGGCGAGAAGCCAUAUUCCUGUCCUGAGUGCGGGAAAUGUUUUUCACAGAAGUACAAUCUUUUGAGACAUCAGAGAUCUCACACGGGGAAGAAGACACUUUCCUGUGAGAAGCCAUAUUCCUGUCCUGAGUGCGGAAAAUGUUUUUCUCAGAAGUCCAAUCUUUACAAACAUCAGAAGUCUCACACAGGGGAAAAGCCGUAUUCCUGUCCUGAGUGCGGGAAAUGUUUUUUAGGGAAGUCCAAUCUUUAUAUACAUCAGAGAUCUCAUACGGGGGAGAAGCCGUAUUCUUGCUCUGAUUGUGGGAAAUAUUUUUCAGACAUGUCCAAUCUUUAUCAUCAUAAGAGAAUGCAUCUGAAAGAGAGGCCAUAUUCCUGUUCUGAGUGUGGGAAAUGUUUUGUAGAAAAAUCAAAACUUGUCAAACAUCAGAGGUCACAUGUUGUUGAAAAACCGUAUUCCUGUCCUGAGUGCGGGAAAUGUUUUUCGGAGAAGUCCAAUCUUUGCAUACAUCAGAGAUCUCAUACGGGUGAAAAGCCGUACUCCUGUCCUGAGUGCGGGAAAUGUUUUUCAGAAAAGUCCAGUCUUGAUAAACAUCAGAGAUUGCACACAGGAGAGAAGCCGUAUUUCUGUUCUGAGUGUGGGAAAUGUUUUUCAGUGAAGUCUAAUCUUUACGCACAUCAGAGAUUACACACGGGGGAGAAGGCGUAUUUAUGUCCCGAGUGCGGGAAAUGUUUUUCACGCAAGUCCAAUCUUGACACGCAUCAGAGAUCUCAC